AUGGAACAAGACUCUUCUACUUUCAAAGAUACACAAAAACAUAGUGAUGACGAAGAUGAUGAGAUUUCUGGUGACACCCAUAUUAAUGAAAGAACGUCUAUUAGUGUACAAGUUGAAACUUCUAUCCCUCCCACAAACGCGAAACUAUAUGAUACAUGUACACAAAAAAAGCUUGACGAUGAUGAAAAGAUCUCUGGUGAUAUCCCUAUCCAUAUUGAAGAAAAAACGUCCAUUAACGUACAAGUUGAUGACGAAACUCCUAUCCUCCUAAAACUUCCCCCAGAUGCAAAAGACCACGAAUCCGAAUUGUUCCUGUUUGAAAUUCUCACCGAUAAGAAUAGCUUAAAAAUUCAAAGAGAACCUGAUUGGGCAAAGAUAAAUGAAAAUUGUAACUUUGAAUAUGGAUUAAAUUUUACAUCAAAAGGACCAUCGAAGGGAAAAGAAAAAGCUGUUGAAAUUUUGGAUAUUUUGUAUCACUCUGUGACAAUGCAAUCAUUUGGAUGUAGUGAGCUAGUAGAAUGCAAAGAAGCAAAAGAAAAGCUUUGUAUACUAAAUUACCUUGCUUCGUCACAGUUACCAUUUUCACCAGUAUCGAUGAGACUUGGCGGCUCAAUGCAAUCAACAUCCCAAAAAAACGAUAAAGAGGAAAUAACGAUUUAUCGCAAAGACAGAAGAAUAAUGGCAAUAUUAAAAUUAAAUGAAUCAGAUAUAAAGCCGACUAAGAAAUUUGAAGAUGCUGUGGAUGAAGCUCUUAGAUCUAAUGAUCCACGCAAAUCUCUCGAAAAUGUUACUGAACAAUACGGACAAUUUUUUUGUAAAGGUUUCGAAAUUGGUGGCAUUAUUCUGUCUAUCGGACAAAACAAAAAAAUUACAAAUCUUAGAAUUGGAAAAAUUAAUCCAAUCAAUUAUUCUAAUGAUGGAGAUGAAUUUUUUCAGAUGUGUGGAGGCUUAGAAAAUCGUUAUCUAGUAGAAGGAAUGCGCGGAUGGCUCGAUUCAUUGAAGAAUUAUAAAAAUUGGAGAGUAGCUGAAUAUUUUGACAUAUGUUCGAUAUUUGACAUACUUGAUGAAGAAAGAAGGACAAAAGUAGCAACGGCUUUGGGAAGACGAAUUAUUGAUUCUCAAGUUGUAAAAUUAGAGUUAGUAAUGGACAUUUCUAAACCGGAUCCAUUUAUAUAUCAAUAUAAAAUUCCGAAAGAAUAUGAUUUAUCGGAUUGCCAAAUUUUUGUUACAGAAAUGAAAGAUGACAACUCGGAUACGAUAUUUGCUUCUCGAGUUCAUUAUAUCAACGAUAAAGAAUCGCCAGUAAUUUUAUUAUAUAGACUUGGAAAAUUAAAAAAGCAACCAGCAUUCCGAAGGUUUUCAGUAAAAUUAGGUUUGAGCAUACUUGGAAUAUCGACUAUACUGAAUUUAGACGGGCAAAAUUUAGUUUUUGAAAGUGGUGAAUCACUAAUCACAGUGAAAGAUGAACAUUGUUCAGCGAUUAUUACCUCGCGUAAACUGAAUCCGCAUGAAAGUCUAUUAGCUACUUGUGUUUCAAGAUCUAACAGUUUUACCAAUGCCGAUCCACUGACAUCCAAGUAUCUUGCAAGAUAUCAUUUUGUUUAUAACGAUGGUGCUAUUGAGGCUUGUGCUUUUUUCUAUGAUCUAGAGAAAAGAGAACUAUUUUAUCAAUUGGAUAAUUUAAACACAACAUUUUCAAUCAGUUACAGCAUAAUUUCUGGGCAACGAAAUAAUAAAUUCGGCCAAGCACAAAUAACGAGUGAAUCUUGCAUUACUGGUAUUAAAUCAAAACGAUAUAAAAUCCUGUUUGACAGCUAUCGUGAUUUGACACAAUCAUGUUUGCGGAACCCUAUUUUUGUCAACCUAAUCCUGAAUAAAUGUCCAAAAUAUUGCCCACAUGGGGUAUUUAAUAUUACACCAGAUUACGCGGAGUUUAAGUAUAUUAUUGACGUUGGCUUUUUCAACACGAGUUUGAAAAAUAUGCAAAUCGUAUAUUUUUGUGCUCCUUAUGCUGUUGCUGUUGAUAGAGUAAAGAGGAACUACGAGUUAGCAAAGAUUGAAAAUGUGGAGAAAGUCGAAGAUUAUACACAGAAAUUUGAAACGCACCUUGACGAAAUUUUUUCAAUGCAACAAAGAACUAUCGACCAAUUUAUUAUUGAUGAAGCAUCACAAAAGAAUCAAACGCUAUUAAAACAACAUUCUUCUUUACCCGAAGAAAAUGAACUUGACAAGAUUAAAGAGGAUGACAAGCAACCUACAUCUGAUAAUGAUAGUAUAGAGAAAGUUAAAGAUACCGAUACACAGAUAUUUGAAACGCAUCUCGAAUUUAAAAAAGACGAAAAUUCUUCAAUACAACAAAGAUCUAUCGAAGAAUCACAAAAAAGUCAAAAAUUAUUAAAAUUAAAUCCUUUGUUGCCAGAAGGAAAUGAGUUCGAUAAAAUCGAAGAGAAUGAUUUAUAUUUUACAAAGCUUCAAGUGGAUAAACAUACUAAAAUCCUAAAACAACCAUUGACUCUUAUAAAAGAAAAAUGGGAAGAAAAAUUCAAAUUGAUGAAUGGCAUAAUCAUUGAUAAAUAUACAAUUGAACAAUCAAUUGAUCCUGCGAUAGAUUAUAAAUAUUCAUCGCCAAUAAUCGAAUACAAGAAAUCACAAAAUAUGAAGAUUUCAUAUGUGUCGAAAAUAUGCGAUUCAUUUAUGCUUUCUGAGGGAAUAGAAAUUGAUGCAAGUUCAUCCGAAGAUUUAAAGAAUUUUUUUAUGCUAUUCAACAUGAAUCCCAGAAAACAUUCAGAAAAUGCAUUUUUAAACGAUUUAGAAACAAAUGAUAUCUAUUGUGAGAUUGCAAGUGAACAAAUUUUGAUUGAAUACAAUAUUCAAAAUAUUAAAAUUACUGACAAAUUAAAAGCUGCUGUCGAAAAAGCUUUGAAGUCAAAUACGCCAAUCGAAGAUUUAAAACACGUUUUUAAUGAGCUUGGACAUUUAUUCGCCACCAAAAUAAUAAUUGGUAAUAAAUUACAAAGAAUAGUGCGCUUAAAUGGAGAAAAUACUGACAAAGAAAAUAAAAGGUUAAUUUAUUUACCAGAAUUUAACGAAUUAGGUAAUGAAACUUUAAACCGUUGGAAAGAAGAAAUUCAACCACAUGACUCUUCGUAUUUGUUUACGAUAGACGGUGGCCUAAUUGAAAUCAACAAAAUUCCGAAAUGGCUUGAAACUGUUUCAUUAUGCGAAUCAGAAUGGCAUAUUAUCAAGCGCGUCGUUACUCCAUUAUAUAAAAUUCUUGAUAUCAAUCAACAACAAAAAAUUGAAAAAUUUUUCAGUAAACAAGAUUAUCUUCUAAUGACCAAUACAACUACAAUUUUGGAUUUUAACACUGGAUAUCAACGGAUAAAAUUCAAUAACAAACUGAAGAGCAGAAAUUAUCAAAUUUUUGGAAAAUUUGUGAAUGCCAGUGGCCAAACAUUCACAAAUAUUUAUGUGAAAUUUAGUCUGAAAUCCGAAUACGGAUUUUCAGUAAAUUGGAUUCAGGCUGGCGAUAUAAAUUUUUUAAAUUUUUUGAGAAUCUUGCAAAAACCAUACAAGCUUGAAUGGAUGCUAAUUGGCUGUCCAAGUGAAAUCGGCUAUUUUUACUCAACAGCUCGUGAUAAAGAAAUUAAAACUGGGUCUACAGAAUUGAAAAUUAAAUCCAAGAAAGAAGAACAACCAUGGUCUUGCCAAAUAAAUAUUGACAAAUCUCUUUCUCUAUCUUCUGCUGUUUCACUCAACAUCGAAUAUCCUAUCACACGAAAAACACCAAUUUUUAAAGCAAGUUAUCAGAUAUUACCGGAAUCACUUAUCGAGGUGAGAUUACAGUUACAAUUCAAUGGUGCGUACUACUUGAGGGGAUCAUUGAAGGGAGUAUUGUUAGAGACAGGGGUUCAUCAGUGUUUAUUACAAUAA
Ambispora gerdemannii is the source of this 3933-nucleotide messenger RNA. Lineage: Eukaryota; Fungi; Glomeromycota; Glomeromycetes; Archaeosporales; Ambisporaceae. The record is from the annotation of a GenBank genome assembly.